UCGGAUUGUGUUUGUAGUAUAUAAUUGUAAGGAACUACAAUAUUUACAGAGUGAUCUGCAAGAUUAUACUGAUACAUAUAUAUCAUAUAUAGCUUCGGCCAACAACGGUGAUUUGAACAGAAGAUUCAAGUUAAAACCCACAGAUGAAGGACUGUUGAAAAAUUGAUUGUACGAUGUGUGAUUUUUUCCGGGCUAUUUACUAUAUUGCACCGUGAUCUUCUAACAAAACGCCCGAGUUUCUUUAUUUCAUUCGCUCACGUCACAUUGCCUGUUAUCUAACCGAGCUUUUGCAACCAAUCGAGACCAACUCAGAGUAAAACCAUUGUGACGAACGUUUUAUUUUCAUAUAUAUGAAAGACUGCCUAUGAAGAUAUGGUCGUUUGAAAAGAAUAUUUUGGACAGACGAGUAAUUUAUGUUUCCAUCGUGAGAUGUACAGUACAGCACAUUAAGAGAAGCUGUAUCAAAACGGUGGAAACUCACAAUCCUGUUCAUGCGAAGAAGAAAAGUGUAGAGAAGAGCUGGGCUUUUUAACAGUAACUGCUGUGCAUUUGGAAUCAACUAAUCAAAUUAUAAUUCUGAAAGUGAAAGUUUGACAACAGACAACAAGAUCGCCCGAAAGAUACAAGUAGCCUUAAGCCAGAAUCUGUUAUUGUAAGUGAGUCAUAUUUUAAAAAAAAUAUGGACGCACACAUUAACACGAGUGGUUUCCAGAAUGUUACCAAUGGCACCGGUGCGGACGAGAGUGCCUUGUUUUUUGAGAGUUUGGUCAGAAUCAUCAUUCCAACAAUCUUUGGACUAAUCGUUUUCCUAGGCCUGGUGGGAAACCUUCUCGUCAUCAUUGUCGUCUAUUCCUACAAACAAAUGCAGAACACCACAAAUAUUCUUAUCGUCAGUUUGGCGUUUGCGGACCUUUUCUUUAUCAUUUUCUGUGUGCCUUUCACGGCUACUCUGUAUGCAAUGCCAACAUGGCCGUUUGGUGAUAUCUGGUGUAAAAUCGUCAACUAUCUUAUGUACGUGUGUGCAUAUGCAAGUGUAUGGACCUUAGUAUUAAUGUCGUUUGACCGCUACCUAGCAGUAGUUCAUCCUAUAUCUUCUAUGAGACUUCGAAAUACUCGCAAUGCUUAUAUACUUAUAGUGUUGACAUGGUUCAUCUUCAGCGUGGGACAUAUUCGUUUACUCCUCCAGUACAGUGUCUUGGAGUAUGAAUAUGGUGGAGCGGAGCGAUCCAGUUGUAUCAAUAUGGAGAAAGAAACUUUGCCAUCCUUUCACGCUUGCUUUUUCGCUUUCGGCUACGUUGUACCUCUGCAAAUUAUUUGCGUUUUAUAUGGCUUCUUGUUGAAACGCCUAUUAUAUGGAGUAGUGCCGGGAGGAAGCCAAAGGGCCGAGAGUAUCCGAAGUAAAAAGCGUGUCACGCGCAUGAUCAUAAUAGUGGUUGUUGUAUUUGCAAUAUGUUGGCUUCCUAUUCACAUCUGCUUCAUGAUUCAACAUUUUGACCCGCACUAUGAAACAAACAUUGUAAACACAUCAUUUCUGAUGACAGCCAACUGCAUUGCAUACAUGAAUAGCUGCAUGAACCCUAUUUUGUAUGCAUUUCUUUCGGAGAACUUUCGUCGAAGUUUUAAAAAUCUACUGUGUUGUAAACGCGAGAGAUUGAACAAAUUUGAAUAUGAGCGGACUCACGCAAGAGGUCACGAAAAGGACACAUAUACAAAGGAAACAUUGUUAAACAAUGAAACCAAAGACGCUGGGGUGAAUUCGAAAGAAUGUUUAUUAAACAACACCGCAAAAAUAUCAGAAAAUGGAAAGGAUUCUAAUUGUAAUUCAGCAAACAACCUCGAAAUGAAAACUAUAAACAAUUUGUAGUCCACAGGAUGACCAACAUUAGUGGCAACCCGAGUAAUUUUACAACCAUGCUUUACAACGUGUCUUGCGAAAAUGGGACAAUCUGCAAUAAUACGGAAGAGUUCGUUGACAUCGAGGCUUUCUUGAGAUUUGAGAAUCUCGUGCGUUACAUAAUACCAGCAAUAUUUGGAUUAAUCGUCAUUCUCGGGUUUGUGGGCAAUGUUUUAGUCAUAUUUGUUGUAUGGUCUUACAAACAAAUGCAAAAUACUACCAACAUCCUCAUCGUUAGUUUGGCCGUGGCGGACCUCUUUUUCAUAAUAUUUUGUGUCCCGUUCACAGCAGCGAGCUACGCAAUGUGGUAUUGGCCAUUUGGUGCAGUUUGGUGUAAAAUCGCCAACUUUUUAAUGCACGUCUCUGCGUAUGCAAGCGUGUGGACUUUGGUACUAUUGUCUCUCGACAGAUACCUGGCAGUUGUUCACCCAAUACCAUCAAUGCGCCUCCGCAACCGACGUAACACAUACCUUCUGGUAUACAUGACAUGGACCUUUAUCUUCUGUGGGAAUGUCCCGAUAUUCCUCCAAUAUGGCGUCGUUGAUUACAAUUGGAUGGGAUUCCAAAGGUCAGCUUGUCUUAAUCUUUCGGGAGUGAAAAACAAACUCGUUCUGAAAAUAUUUUACGGAUGCUUCUUUGCAUUUGGCUACAUGAUACCACUGACGCUGAUCUGCCUUCUGUAUGGGUUCCUUCUGAAGCGUCUUUUAUACGGGGUAGUUCCGGGCGGAAGUCAGAGAGCCGACAGCCUCAAAGCCAAAAAAAGAGUCACUAAAAUGGUGGUCAUCGUCGUUUUAAUAUUCGCUCUGUGCUGGCUUCCAAUUCAAGUAAUUUUCUUGGUGCAAUACUUAAAUACGGACUUUGAAGUGACCAUAGAGUCUUCAGCUAUACAUAUGGCUGCCAAUUGUUUAGCGUACAUGAACAGUUGUGUCAAUCCAAUCUUGUAUGCUUUUCUGUCUGAAAACUUUCGACGAAGUUUCCGUCGUUUGAUUUGCUGUAUACCGGAACCCUACAGCAAGUUCGAUUAUGAAAAAACCAAUAUUAGAGGAAUGGAGACAAAAGAUACAUUACUUAAUAAUGGUAGCUCCAAAAGUAAAAGUGAAAAUGGCAAAGACAGAAACUGUAAUGUUGGAGAAGGCAUUGAACUGAAAGCACUGACUGAAUUAUAGCAUGUUCGUGUUUUGCUGUAUAAAUAUUUCCGAAAAUAUAUCGCCAUGCAGAAAUUACACAUUUGUACUUACAAUGUACAUGCAUUACAAACUUGUAUUAUGACUAUGUUACUUGCCUGUAGUUUCGUGGUUUUGUUUGCUAUGAUACAUGUAUAUAUGGACAUUGUUCAAUGAGAAGGCGUAUUGAUAUUCUAUUGAGAACGGUUUUAGUGAAGAUGUGUUGUACGACAUCAAUGUUUUUAUCUUGUAAAUUACUACUUUAAAAGAUUGUGCUUUAUUUGUGUUGACUUAAUAAAACUAUUGUAGACGAU
Molecule: messenger RNA, 3371 nt
Organism: Ostrea edulis (European flat oyster)
Lineage: Eukaryota; Metazoa; Mollusca; Bivalvia; Ostreida; Ostreidae
Product: allatostatin-A receptor-like
Exons: 7
Coding region: 1873-3060 (395 amino acids)
Biological process (GO): G protein-coupled receptor signaling pathway
Cellular component (GO): membrane
Molecular function (GO): neuropeptide Y receptor activity
Source: RefSeq, a predicted model, not a curated record